Cyprinodon variegatus (sheepshead minnow) is the source of this 1071-nucleotide messenger RNA. RefSeq names its product L-threonine dehydratase catabolic TdcB-like. The record is from RefSeq and is a predicted model, not a curated record. Gene Ontology annotation, molecular function: threonine deaminase activity; L-serine ammonia-lyase activity. The transcript has 4 exons. Bases 12 to 812 code for a protein of 266 amino acids. Lineage: Eukaryota; Metazoa; Chordata; Actinopteri; Cyprinodontiformes; Cyprinodontidae. Gene Ontology annotation, biological process: L-threonine catabolic process; L-serine catabolic process.
UUGCAGUCAGGAUGAACUUUGCUGCCCAGUUAUUCUACACCAGCUACCUGAGCGAGCGACUGGAACGUUUGUUCUCACCAAGACCUGCGAUUAAAGACAGCGAGGAAAAUGACCCCUUCUGGGAGAGAGAAGAAUUACGUCUGGGUCCCAGUCAGCCUGGCACGUCUUACAAACCCGUCUGUAACGGCACCGUGGGCCGCCGAUCUACUCUCAUCGAACCAGAGCGUCUCAAAGACUUUGGCGAGGAGGAACUUCUCAAUGGAGACGUUAGGUUCUACGAAACCAAAGUGGUUGCAGCUCCAGAAAUAAAGCUGAUGGAUCCCCCGAAAACCAGAAGAAUGAGUGAGUUCAGGACCGUUCCCAGACCUCCAGCUCAGUAUCUACGCUUUGAGGACAUCAGUGCAGCAGCCUUCAGGAUCCAGUCGGUGAUACAGAAAACACCUUGCACGUAUUCCAGGCUUUCCAAACAGUAUGGGAUGGAGAUCUUCCUGAAGAAGGAGCAUCUGCACUACACGGGCUCCGUGAAGGAGAGAGGAGUGCUGUACCUGCUCACCUCCCUCACACAGGAGCAGCAGAGGAAGGGUGUGAUCGUGGCCACUGACUGUAGCUUUUCCAUGGCCGUGGCUCACCAUGCAGUGGAGCUGAAGAUUCCAGUGUUCGCCAUCAUGCCGUCAAGCUGCUCUUCUCCACGUCUGCGGACCUACAGGGACUACGGAGCGAUGGUCAUCUCGUACGGCGGCACCAACCAUGACUCCCAAAACCACGCCAGACAUCUGGCCAAAGAGAACGGAUAUCUUUAUCUGGAAGAGUGAGACUCAACAUGUUCAUAUCAAAAUUGCCAAUCAAACUCUAGAUGUUAUAAUUCUGAUUCAGUUUUGCAACAGAAAAUAGUUUUUAUCUAUUUAUUUCCAGGGAUGAAAAUGCAGCAUAUCUAGCAGGACUAGGAACUGUGGGGAUGGAGAUCUUUGAGCAGGUUCCCAAAGUGGAAGCAGUGAUUCUUCCUGCAGCAGGACAGUAUGGACUUCUAGCCAGCACCGCUGCAGCCAUCAAACACCUCAACCCUCAGACUAU